UUUGAAUUAAAGCGAGAAAUCUCCGAAGAAUAGUAUACUUGGAUCCUCCACCGGCUUUCCUGUCCAUUUCGCGGGCUUUCUGCCCAUGCCCUUGGUGUUGUGACGGAAGUAAAUAAGGACACCAGAAGAUGGCGAUGAUGCCCAGUGUCACGUCUGGGAGCCGGACGGGGAGCCCGUUCGUAAUUGAGCGCGAUGAUGACUCGACAUUUGACAACGAUCUUAUAGACGCUGAUGACUCUAUCGAAGCCGAUGACCCGCUCGCCUCCACCACCGAUCGAACGCCCUUAACAGGAAAUAUCUCCUCUUCGAACAACGGAGGCGAGUCUUCUAGAUCUGGCGGCGGUGGCGGUAUCACCGGCUCAUAUCUCACUUCGUCCAUUCCCGGCGAAGACCGCCGAGCUCCCGUGAACACUAUCGAUGAAUCUGUAUGGGAUACGUUAUCACGCGAUUUUAUGGCAGUAUGGGAGAAAAUGAAGCAAGUCCUUUGGCCAAAGUAUCUGCUCGGAGGCAUGUUGCAGCGUGGAGGCGGGGGCAUCGCCGGCACCGCGGAAAGAGGGGAAUCCACGGGCUUUGGGAACGGACUGGCGGGGGUUAGUGGAUUAGUGGGGAGAUGGCCCGAUGCAGAUGCUGUGCUGCAGGGUGGGAUGAGCGAGGGCUUGAGAGAUUGGGAUCUAUGGGGUCCUCUAAUCUUCUGCUUAUUGCUGAGCAUGUUUCUCUCUAUGGCAGCGUCCAAGGAGCAGAAGAGCUUGGUUUUCUCGGGUAUGUUCUGCAUUAUAUGGAUUGGAGAAGCAGUCGUCACCCUGCAGAUCAAGUUGCUCGGUGGAAAUAUCUCCUUCUUCCAAUCCGUUUGCUUGAUCGGAUACACAAUAUUCCCGCUGGUAAUUGCGGCGCUACUUAGUGCACUAGGUUUACCUAUCAUUCCCCGAAUCCCGGUAUAUAUUGUCCUAGUAGCGUGGUCGCUUGCGGCUGGCGUCAGUAUUCUAGGAGGAUCAGGGGUCGUGAAGAAUAGAGUCGUCCUGGCUGUUUACCCACUACUUGUGUUCUAUGUUGGAAUCGGCUGCCUCUGUUUCAUCAGCUGAAAUGGAGAUAUGAAUGGCCCAAGGGCGUUUGCUGAUUGAUUAAUGAAGAUAGCGGCUUGGAGGAACCGAUCAAUGCGUGCUGACCCAGGUGUGAAUGACCGAGGACACGAUUAGGACCAGUGUACUAUGCUUGAUCUAGUUGUUUUAGCCUAUUCUUUGUAUGACUAUUUUGAAGAGGAUCAUUUGAUACUCGUCGAAAGUUUAUCCUCGCUUCAGUCCAUUUC
Molecule: messenger RNA, 1303 nt
Organism: Coccidioides posadasii C735 delta SOWgp
Lineage: Eukaryota; Fungi; Ascomycota; Eurotiomycetes; Onygenales; Onygenaceae
Biological process (GO): endoplasmic reticulum to Golgi vesicle-mediated transport
Cellular component (GO): trans-Golgi network; membrane
Source: RefSeq, a predicted model, not a curated record